Paramuricea clavata is the source of this 635-nucleotide messenger RNA. The record is from the annotation of a GenBank genome assembly. NCBI's taxonomy places the organism in Eukaryota, Metazoa, Cnidaria, Anthozoa, Malacalcyonacea, Plexauridae.
GAAAGACUAUAAGACCUGUUUUAUUAGCUAAGGAUUUGGGAAUCAAUUUGGAUUCGUACCUAUCCUACGAUGACCACAUAUCUAAACUCGUUUCGUCGUGUAUAAGAAAACUAUGUCAAAUAAAUCUCGUGAAGAAUAGUUUCGAUAAUGAAACAUUAAAAUUGGUCAUUGAGACACUUGUAAUAAGCAAGCUUCUGUACUGCUUUACGGUGUGGUCCAACACGUCAUCUAACAAUAUCAAUGAACUUCAAUCACUGCAGAACUUUGCGUGCAGAGUUAUAUCAGGGGUAGGAAAGUUCGAUCACAUAACUCCAGCGUUGCGCGAACUAACUUGGUUGCCGGUGGAAAUGUUAUUAUUGGAAAGGGAAACUGUAAUGGCUUACAAGUGUUUUAAUGGACUUGAACCUGACUACCUAGUAGAUAAAUUUAUAAAGCGUUCCGACAUACAUGAUCGAUCGGCAAGAAAUCAUGACCUCUUGGACAUCCCUCUGUAUAAAACUGCUGCAGGUCAAAGAACAUUUAAUUACCGGGGUGAUAAAAUAUGGAAUGACUUAGAUGAUAAACUAAAAAAUAUCACAUCAAUAACAAUUUUUAAGAAAGAACUUAGAGAGAUUUUACUAAAAGAAUCCUAUUAA